AAACAGUUUAAAUCCUAUAUUUUUUCCAUAUACGCUCGCAAAUCUAGAAAAUAUUAGCGAUACCAUUUUGACCGAUCGAGACAGUAUUCUCUACAUACACGGAUUCUUGGAGAACUCGGAAAUGGAAAACGUGCAAACACCAAUUAAAUCCUAUUUAGAUAAGGGAACGUAAAUGUAAUAUUGCUUGAUUGGGGAAAUAUAGCAUUUAAUAUUAAUUACUUUCGCGUGUCAAAUAUGGUUCCUAUGAUAGGAAGACUCGUUGCUAAAUCCUUGACAGAACUUCACAAAGUGAUCGAUUUGAAUAGAUUACACGUGAUUGGACAUUCUUUGGGUGCUCACAUAGCUGCUCAUAUUGGACGAUCCAUGAAAAUUGUUCUUAAUCGAAUAACGGGAUUAGAUCCAGCAUUUCCACUCUUUUAUCCUUCUGAGUGUCAUCUCAGGUCGAGCGAUGCUAAAACCGUUGUAAUCCUUCACACUGAUGGUGGAUUUUAUGGGACACCUUUCAAUACAGGAACUGUUGAUUUUUAUGCAAACAAGGGGAUCAGUCCUCAACCGGGUUGCCCUCCAACUAUUGGAAGAGGUAUAUUCGCGAAGGAUUUGGAAAAAAUCGUCGGUGGUACCAAUGCUUCUCCCGGUCAAUUUCCUUAUCAAGUAUCACUUAGAAAAUCUGGACGUCAUUUUUGUGGUGGUACUUUGAUUACCGAACGACACGUUGUCACUGCUGCUCACUGUAUCCAUGGUAUUGUAUCUGCACCAUAUAAUGAUUUCACUGUUGUGACUGGUACAAUCAGUAAUAUAAAUGGAGGCCAAAGUCAUCGUGUUGCUAAAGCCACUGUCAAUCCCGAUUUUAAACCUAGCUCUUCUGAAUCUUACAGAAAUGACAUUGCUGUAGUUACGCUUACCGAUACAGUUAAAUCAAAUAUAUACCAAAAACCAAUUUCUCCAGCUUCUUCUGAUCCACUAGUUGGUACAACAUUAAUAAUAUCUGGUUGGGGACGUACCAGUACAAAUGGAAAUCUUCCUGAAAUUCUUCAAACAACAAAUGUUUAUCUUAUAAGUAAUGAAGAAUGUCAGAAACGCAUUCCAAAUUAUCAUAUCUACAAUGGACAAUUGUGUACUUUUAAAAGAAAAAAUGUUGGUAUCUGCAUGGGUGACAGUGGAGGUCCUCUUGUUUAUAAUGGUCAACUUAUAGGUAUCGCUUCCUGGGUCAUUCCAUGUGCUCAAGGAUAUCCUGAUGCUUAUACUCGUGUUACUCAAUAUAAAAGCUUUAUCAACCAAAUUGUAUCUAGCACGUAAAUUAAAUUAAAUAAUAAUUAAUGUAACAAUUUAGCUUUUUUUUACAUAAAUAAGAGAAUUUAUAUUAAUAUA
Molecule: messenger RNA, 1368 nt
Organism: Apis florea (little honeybee)
Lineage: Eukaryota; Metazoa; Arthropoda; Insecta; Hymenoptera; Apidae
Product: chymotrypsin-1
Biological process (GO): proteolysis
Molecular function (GO): serine-type endopeptidase activity
Source: RefSeq, a predicted model, not a curated record